AUGGGCGACACAAACUACUGGGUUGUGGACUAUGAACUCUCCUCCCCUGCGCCGCCGGCCUUCCCCAAGGCCCCGACGGUGCUGCAGCCUGCGGCCGGCCACGCCGAGCAGGGUACGGCGCUCUGCUUUGUGGGCCUCCUGCUGCUCCUGCUGGUCUUCCUGCUGGUCCGCUGCAUCCGCAUCUUACUGGACCCGUACAGCAGCAUGCCCACGUCAUCCUGGACCGACCACAAGGAGGGGAUCGACAGGGGGCAGUUUGACUACGCGCUGGUGUAG
Lampris incognitus (smalleye Pacific opah) is the source of this 276-nucleotide messenger RNA. RefSeq names its product cortexin-1. Lineage: Eukaryota; Metazoa; Chordata; Actinopteri; Lampriformes; Lampridae. Bases 1 to 276 code for a protein of 91 amino acids. The record is from RefSeq and is a predicted model, not a curated record. The transcript has a single exon.